AUGUCGAAGGUAUGCCAUGGCACCCUGUGGAAACGAGUAUUGCCUGGUUAUUCUAUUAAUGCUCGCUCUAGCAAACGAACAAGCCUGUACUUAUGGAAGAUCCUUGCAACAGCUUACCCUGCAGAAUUUAACCAGAUAUCCCAUCGCUAUUUACUCAAGCCAACCUCCAAGAAAAUGGCAGUCGCCAAUUACCUGAAGCUUCUAACUUCAGUAUCAGUGGACUGGACAGCCGUUGUAAGCCUAUCAGUCGAGCUCUUCGAGCCUCAUGAGUUCCUUGCGGUUGCCAAGGUCCGCAAUCUAAUUGGCCUGGAAAUCCGCACCCAGCCCAAACGGACGGCGUUCGGAUAUGAAGCCACCGUCUCCAUAUCUGAUCGAGUCAUUAAAGGAUGGAGUGAACAGGCGCUUACUGGUCAAGCCUUUGAACACCUCCGGAUUUUGGUCCUCCGCCUCCAAACUAGCUUGACUGAACACAUGUUUGCAUAUCUCAAUGCAUUCUCAACACUGAAAGCGUUCAUUAUUCAAGGCUGCCCGAGAUUGUGCAGUAAAGAGGCAAGAGAAUUGGCAGAACAGCACGGCUGGGAACCCGUUGUCGUCCGUUAUUCAGACCAUAGUCUUUAUAGGACUAUAGUGGAUAUGGGUAGCCAACUAGAUUCCCAAACACAAGACAGCCGUCUGACGUGCAUCGACAGCUUGCCAGUCGUGGACUUUUCUCUUCAUUGCCGCAACCCGAAGUCCCUCUACCCAGAGGAACAGAUACUUUUCAGGAGGAAGUAUCAGGCUCCAGACCAUCUGAGCCUCCAGGAUCAAAAGGCCCAGAAAACCCAUAACGACUCAGAUAUGGCCCCGUCUAAGCCUGAUUUGAAACAGAACAAGCGAGUAGUAAGGGAGAGCUGUACAAAGGACAUGAAAGACCUCCUUGACCAAUUUAAGUACGACUCUCCCUAG
This is a messenger RNA of Trichophyton verrucosum HKI 0517, 945 nucleotides long. RefSeq lists its product as uncharacterized. The transcript has a single exon. NCBI's taxonomy places the organism in Eukaryota, Fungi, Ascomycota, Eurotiomycetes, Onygenales, Arthrodermataceae. The record is from RefSeq and is a predicted model, not a curated record. Bases 1 to 945 code for a protein of 314 amino acids.